Messenger RNA from Mya arenaria, 837 nucleotides. RefSeq names its product P2X purinoceptor 7-like. The transcript is spliced from 4 exons. Lineage: Eukaryota; Metazoa; Mollusca; Bivalvia; Myida; Myidae. The record is from RefSeq and is a predicted model, not a curated record. The coding region runs from base 1 to 837 and encodes 278 amino acids.
AUGGUCCAGAACUACCCAGUACAGGCAGCAAAUAGAUGGUCCAGAACUACCCAGUACAGGCAGCAAGUAGAUGGUCCAGAACUACCCAGUACAGGCAGCAAGAAGAUGGUCCAGAACUACCCAGUACAGACAGCAAGUAGAUGGUCCAGAACUACCCAGUACAGACAGCAAGUAGAUGGUCCAGAACUACCCAUGAGAGAAUUAGAUGCUAGAAGAGCUGCCUACAAAGGAAAAAGACCAGCUACUAGAACUCGCCGGUCCAAAACACCAGCGCUCGGAAACAUCAGCGAGAAAGUUUUAGCAAAGCAGAAAGAAGGGAUGAAGAAACAGGUGAGCAAGCUUACCAAGCCACAAAUGCAGGCAGCAAUUACCAGGGCCUUUGAGAUGGAGCCAGGGCUCAUGCUGCUUGUUUUAGCAGCCCCAGCCCCUGAAGGUAACCCACCCAGAGGUGCUGGGCUUCAACCCAAGGAAGGGAAUAUAAUUCCAAGCUGGUGUGUGUGCAGAAACUGCCGGGACAUGCCAACACAGCGAAAGAGUUUGUUUGGCCGGGAAGCUUGCCUUUCUCAUUCUGCUGACUUUGACCUCCUUGUAAUGAAUGAGGGGAAUUUGGCCCCUGCCCGUUUAAUGAGGCAAGACAUCCUCGUUUUCAAUGAGGAGGAAGACCUGCGGAGAUCCAACCGCCACCAGGCCUACAGGCAGUUUAUUUUAUGGACCCACGGAUAUUUGGGGGCUGGUAAUGGAAGGGUUAUUCCCUCAUUCUGUGUCUGGAGGAUCCGGGAAACCUUACUGGAUCAAUAUGGACAAUAUACUGGCUUUGUGCCAAGUAGGGUGCAGUAG